This is a messenger RNA of Scophthalmus maximus (turbot), 1754 nucleotides long. RefSeq names its product lysosome-associated membrane glycoprotein 3 (gene lamp3). NCBI's taxonomy places the organism in Eukaryota, Metazoa, Chordata, Actinopteri, Pleuronectiformes, Scophthalmidae. Gene Ontology annotation, cellular component: membrane. The transcript is spliced from 7 exons. The record is from RefSeq and is a predicted model, not a curated record. Bases 519 to 1274 code for a protein of 251 amino acids.
GGUCAACACAAUCACUAUCAAUUCACACUGUCAAGUAUGAGUUCUUUACACUCAAGUAAAGAACGAGUCUCCUAAAUGUACAGUACUGUGAUUACAGGAUAGUACCGAGGCUUUAAUAGUGAGCUCGGGCAGUUUUCCGGAUGCCGUCUGCUUGUUUUACGUUGACCCCGAUCUAGUGCUGCGGUGUGCUUUGUCUCAACAUGCUGCCUAUUACCUACGAGAAAAGCUUCGUAUACUUUGCGAUAACUUCAUCGAGUUUUGUCUGUGGACACUCCCAUUCGUCCAGGUCCUAGUGAUCCACAGGGCGUUGAAGAAGCCGCUUGAGACGAGAGGGUGAACCGUUGUCGUCUCUGCCCCGCCUGCUGCCUGUGACGCCUCACUUCCUCUGCAGGGUGUCUGUGGGUCUUUCUGCUUCUUUGUAGGUGUCCAACAGUUUCACACUGAACCAGCGAAGUGCUGCUGCAGGCGGCGCCCGUGCUGAACCUCCACAGUCUGCUCGCCUCUCUUCUCCUCCAGCCAUGGCGCUGAGGGCCCUCGCGGGCGGAUGGUGCCUCGUCCUCCUGGCUGCUACGAUUCCAGGCGUCCAUCCCCAGGGGAACGACAGCUCGGUCCAGCCGGCGACCGACUCCGGGGCUCAGAUCUACCGGCCGGUCCUGCAGCCGUCUGAGGCCACUCCUCCCACAGGGACGUACACGCUGAAGAGCCUCGCUGGGACAACCUGCAUCAAAGCCACCAUGGGAGUGGAGUUCGUCGUCAACGAAAAGAGGACCUGGUAUUUCAACCUGGACCCCUCCAGGGUCAAGAGCAGCGGCUACUGUGGCAAAGAAGCUGCCGUUCUCUCGCUCACGCUGCCGGACAACGGUGCCAGUCUGCAGCUCACCUUCAGAAAGGAAAAGAAGAUUUUCUACAUCACCAAGCUCACCGCUCACUUGUUUCCUCUGCCUGUUUGUCAGAAAUGUGCCAAUAAGAGUUACUCCGGCUUGUUGGACAAUGACAAGUUGUUCCAAACGGCCAACGGUCACAGCUUCACGUGCAAAUCCGAGAAUCUGCUCCUGAUGUCGUCGGAGCUGAGCGUCAAGCUGGUCCCUCUGAAGAUGCAGGCGUUCACUCUGCCCAACGGACACUUUGGAAAAGAGCUGGAGUGCUGGGCCGAUUUCAACAAGCGGGUCAUUCCCAUUGUCAUCGGGGCCACGGUGGUGUGUCUCAUCCUGAUCGCAGUGCUGACCUACCUGUUCAUCAAAGACCGCCGCAGACAAGGCUACGAGCGGAUCUGAGCUGGAGAUUUUAAUCCAUCCCAGAGAGACUUUUAUAGGCAGUUAUUGUCACAGACAGCUGUCAGAUGUCUUCUCCGUGACUUGUAUUUGACUUUUUAAAUUCCACAAAAUGUGUGUCAUGAUAACACAUAGAGGCCAAAUAUCACCAGAAAUGCCAAAAGUUAUCGUUUAAUGUAUUUAUUUGACUAUUAUUUCAUCGACUUAUAACAUUAAAAAAUGUUUCACAUCCUCCUUGUAAUUUGUGUGAAUGUCACUGCUUGUAAUACUCUGAAUUUGUUGUAUGUUCAAAAAAAGCGAUUUAAUGAAAAUGAGAACAGACUGAAAACAAAAUUAGGAUGAAUUGUACACAGAUGAAAUCCAUUGUCCAUUCACAUGUCUUAGCAUCUGUUGAACAAAUGUGUUUAAAAUUAAAUUUCUGUUUUAGAAUGUUUUCCCCCAAGCCACUCUUCUUGUCAAUAAAAUAAAAAAUUGGUGUAAUUA